Molecule: messenger RNA, 3089 nt
Organism: Epinephelus lanceolatus (giant grouper)
Lineage: Eukaryota; Metazoa; Chordata; Actinopteri; Perciformes; Serranidae
Gene: st3gal5
Product: ST3 beta-galactoside alpha-2,3-sialyltransferase 5
Molecular function (GO): lactosylceramide alpha-2,3-sialyltransferase activity
Source: RefSeq, a predicted model, not a curated record
CGAGUGUUUCCGGUGUUGGCUGAUACACGAGGAAACGCAUGAGGAAACGGUCCUCGACGCAACAACGGCCGCUGAUUGGCUGGUCAUCUGUAAGGAGGCUGAAAAAGUGACGCUGGGAUGAAAAGCCACGGGACAAAUAGCUGAUUAUUUAUUCUGCUGGAAGGAUUUGUCAUGGCGACACAACUGAAUCCAUGGCAGGGACUAGAUCCCUGAGAGCCAGAGGGCAUCGGGCUUCAUCACAGGUAUCGGAGGAUUUCCCAGGUUCCACUGUGCACGAGGACAACAUGAGGCUUCCUAAACGCUGGGCGACACACAGUGUGUGUGCGCGUGCGUGUGUCUACAGGCGUGUGUUGGCACUGGGUGUGGUUUUAGGUUUGCUGUGUUUGGGGAUAGUCUCUCUAACAAUGAUGGAGAAGACCGAGACAAGCAAACCUCUGGACUGGCACGUCAGCGAUGCACAUAAAAAGCUGGUGCACGAGCACGUGCACAGGGUUCUGGAGAGCCCGUGUCGUCCCAGCGGCACCAGGCAGAGUUUGUUAGCUCGACUCCCCGCUUCAAGUCACAUGACCCAGGCCUUUCUGUGGAAGGAUGUGCCACUCCCUGACGACCUUUUCCUGUAUCCACCACCUUUUGGAUUCAGAGGUCUUCAGAGCAGAGUAGAGAACCUGCUCAAGCAGCUUCCAGACUCUGACUCCGUGCCCCUGCCAGAAAAGACGUCAGAUAAAUGUCAGCGCUGUGUGGUCAUGGGAAAUGGAGGCAUUCUCAGAGGCCUGGAGCUGGGCCCACUGAUCGACCGCUUUGAGACCAUCAUCAGGUUAAACAGCGGUCCUCUGGGAGAGUUCAGUGUUGACGUCGGAAAUCGAACCAGCAUCAGGAUGAGCUACCCAGAGGGGACACCGCUGCAAUGGAUGGACUCAGACCCACACACUCUGUUUGUGACUGUGGUUUAUAAAAGUGUAGACAUCAGCUGGAUCUCUGCUAUGGUCAACAAGCUCUCUGUGCCUCUGUGGGACUGGCUCUUCUUCUGGCAGAAGGUUCCAGAUCAAAUCCCUGUUAAACGCCACAGGUUCAGACUUCUAAACCCACAAAUCAUCAGAGAGACUGCAGUGGAUCUACUGAAAUACCCUCCACCCAGACUACACCUGUGGGGAAGAGACCAGAAUGUGCCCACCAUGGGGGUCUCUGCACUGAAUUUAGCCAGCCUUCUGUGCGACGAGGUCAGCCUGGCAGGCUUCGGCUACAACCUCUCCCAGCAGGAGGCACCACUGCACUACUACGACCAUCUGCCCAUGACUGCCAUGCUGAAGCAGACUUCCCACAAUGUGGACAGAGAGACUGAACUCUUACAAGAGCUGGUCCGAGAGGGCGCCAUCACUGACCUGACGGGAGGGAUUCACUGCUCCUUCUGCUCCAGCUGACAGCAUGGCACUUCUUUGUUGUAAAGUGCUUUUAAAAAGAAAGAAUACAUUGUACAAAAACACACAAAGACAACGGUAAGACCAAAGGACUUAUAAACGUGUGAGAGACAAGGAAGAAGAGACAGGUGAGAGAGAAACAUGGAAUAAAGGUAGAAACAAAUGUAAUAUUUGUCACAAAGUGCUUCUUGAAGAACAAAGGACAUGAUUACAGAAAGAGAGUAACAUGGUGUCCACUGGGCCGUACAUGUCUGUCAGUAUUUACAUUUUACAGUUCUCUUUUUGCUGUGUAGCAGCAGUCUCAUUGAUCUAAUCUGACCCAUCAACUUUUAAACCAACAAUUGCUCUUAAAGUGUCUUUGCUGAUGAACCCAACUAAAAGUCAGUGUGCAUAUUGAAAUGUUGAAUUAGAAUUCUAUUAUUACUUUAAUCCAUAUCAGCAUUUCUGACAGUUAUGGGCCCCAAACAUGCCUUCUGUAGGUAGCGUUAGGGCCUUUGCACAUCUGAAAGUCCAAACAAAGAUUUUACACGUUUAGUUUUGGUUUUACAUCGCAAUUGUGUGAGCACAGUAAAGAAAUAUACAUGACAUACCUGUGUCCUUCAUGAGCUGCCUCUACCAGCACUUGACAUUUGUUGGUUUGUAGACGAGUCAGUCCUGUAGUGUCCUUUAUCUUACAUCCACUUGGAAAAUAACUGAAAAGUUUGUGAGAUUUUCCAACUGACUCUUUAUAAAGUUGUCCCCUCCUCUCCCCCCAUGUGCCACCGUGGCUCAUUUUGUUAUGUGGCGUUGUUGAUUGACAAACUGAAACUUACACUGUACAUUUACUACAUCUUGAUAACGGCUCAUUUCUGCUCUGAUCCGAUCGCAAAUGGCUGUCUGCCCUGAGUGCAGCAACCGUCGCUCUCUCUGUCGUUAAACCACACACAUUACACACUGAGGCGCUACACUACUCUUAUCACUUGACCAUAGCUUGUCAAAAUUUCCUGUAAUUGGUCUGAAAGCCCAAACCAUCCUGAAAUGUUUUCACAACAGAAACAAACAGAGCCAUGCUUCAGUUAUAUCCAGACUGAGACCGCCUCCUUUUGUCUGACCUAAUGUUUGGCUGUUUGGCCCAGACAGUGGUCUCACACCUGUAAUUUUGGUUCAGAUCAAAGUCCAAAAGUCCAGACCAAACAAGGUAGAUGAGAAGGGGCCCUCAAUGUGUAGAUAAGCUCACCUACUUUUGAACUGAGGACUGCUUCAGUUGACAAUUACUGUCUUAUUAGUAUCUUGUUAGUUCAUGAUAGUAAUUACAUAGUAAAAUGGUUGUAUCAAAACAUCCCUAGUAAGCAGACUAAACUGAACCAAGCCUGUUUCUCCGCUUGUUAUAAAGACAUUUUGUUCACUUUCAAAUGAAAUGACAGAGUUAAAUACAGAGUUAAAUAUGUUACCAUGCAUAUUAUUUAUUCCUAUGAACACUGGAACAGAUGGAUCUGUAUGUGAAGUUACAGAGGAAUGUAAAAAGCGGAUUGUUUUGCAUCAGUCCAAGAUGUCUUCAAAUAGUUGAAGUUCUAUGUUGCUUACAGAAUAUUGUAGCACACAAUAUUUAUCAGCACAUCUAUAUUGUUCCACUGUAUAUUAAAUUGUACUUGUUUAUUCUGCAGUCUUAUUAAAUGGUUGGUCGGUAAAACGGUG